Neocloeon triangulifer is the source of this 5167-nucleotide messenger RNA. RefSeq names its product DNA topoisomerase 2 (gene Top2). NCBI's taxonomy places the organism in Eukaryota, Metazoa, Arthropoda, Insecta, Ephemeroptera, Baetidae. Gene Ontology annotation, molecular function: ATP binding; DNA topoisomerase type II (double strand cut, ATP-hydrolyzing) activity; DNA binding. Gene Ontology annotation, cellular component: nucleus. Bases 204 to 4994 code for a protein of 1596 amino acids. Gene Ontology annotation, biological process: sister chromatid segregation; DNA topological change; resolution of meiotic recombination intermediates. The record is from RefSeq and is a predicted model, not a curated record. The transcript is spliced from 23 exons.
UUCUGGAACGUCGAACGUCCAUCGUCCAUCUCCAGCCUCCAACCGACGACCGGCGUUUGCCAUGUUCGUCGAGCGCAAUUUUGAUUGACUUUUAUUUGUGUUAAUUUUGCAGUGCGCUGAGACUGAUCAAAACUUUUCAGCACCUUUUGUCCAGCGGCAAGAAACCUUGCUUCGGAUUAAGGCUUGCUUUCUUUUCUAACAAAAUGAGCGACAGCGAAAACGAGAGGCCGAGGCCACCCAAAAAGGGUGGCAAACAGGCCAUCGAGGACAUUUACCAGAAGAAAACGCAGUUGGAGCACAUUUUGCUGCGACCCGACACUUAUAUUGGUUCCGUGGAGCCCGUGACAGAGAACAUGUGGGUGUACGACACCUUGGACGCGAAGAUGACGCAGAGGAACAUCACCUACGUGCCCGGCCUGUACAAGAUUUUUGACGAGAUCCUGGUCAACGCGGCCGACAACAAGCAGCGGGACAAGAAAAUGGACUGCAUCAAAAUCAACAUCAACCCCGAUGACAACGAGAUCAGCAUCUGGAACAACGGCAAGGGCAUCCCAGUUGAAAUGCACAAGACGGAGAAAAUGUAUGUGCCGACCAUGAUAUUCGGACACUUGCUCACUUCGUCCAACUACAAUGACGAGGAGGAAAAAGUCACCGGUGGCCGUAACGGUUACGGUGCCAAAUUGUGCAACAUCUUCAGCAACAAGUUUACGCUUGAGACGUCUUGCAAGGAGAGCAGGAAGAAAUUUAAGCAGACGUGGGUUGAAAAUAUGGCCAAAGUUGGAAAUCCCAAGAUUGCAGAAUCUUCCAGUGAUGAUUUCACUAAGAUUGUUUUCCAACCCGACCUCAAGAAGUUCAAGAUGGAUAAGCUAGACAGAGAUAUUGUGGACCUCAUGUCGAGGAGGGCCUAUGACGUUGCAGCUUCCACUGGCGGAGUGAAAGUCUACCUGAAUGACAAGAGGAUUCCUGUCAAGAACUUCAAGGAUUAUGUUGAUCUGAUGCUGAAGGGCCAGAAUGAUGAGAUUGGAAACCCUGUCAAAGUUACUUACGAAAAGGUCAGCGACCGUUGGGAAGUCGCCUGCUGCAUUUCGGACUCUGGUUUCCAGCAAAUGUCAUUUGUCAACAGCAUCGCCACUACCAAGGGUGGAAGGCACGUCGACUACAUCACUGACAUGCUUGUGAAGCAGCUUGCCGAGGUCAUCAAGAAGAAGAACAAGGGUGGGGUAGGUGUCAAGCCGUUCCAGAUCAAGAACCACAUGUGGGUGUUCAUCAACUGCCUCAUCGUAAAUCCCACCUUCGACUCGCAAACAAAGGAAAACAUGACUCUGCAGGCCAAGAACUUUGGCUCCAAGUGCCAGCUUUCCGACAAAUUCGUCAAUGCUGUAAUAAAAUCUGGAAUUACUGAGGCUGUUAUUUCGUGGGCCAAGUUCAAAGCUCAGAGCCAGCUUGAAAAAGUUGGUGGCAAAAAGAAAAACAAGAUUAAGGGUGUGCCAAAACUUGAGGAUGCAAACGAAGCUGGGUCCAAAAACGCUCACAAGUGUACACUCAUCCUGACGGAAGGAGACUCGGCCAAAUCUUUGGCUGUGUCUGGCUUGGGAGUUGUCGGGCGAGAUUUCUAUGGAGUUUUCCCCUUGAGAGGUAAACUGUUGAAUGUGCGAGAAGCCACACACAAACAGAUUCUGGAAAAUGCCGAGAUCAAUAAUGUGAUCAAGAUCCUUGGCUUGCAAUACAAAAAGAAGUACAACAGCCCUGAGGACAUGAAGACCCUUCGAUAUGGCAAACUCAUGAUUAUGACUGAUCAGGAUCAGGAUGGCUCCCACAUCAAAGGUCUACUCAUCAACUUCAUCCAUCACAACUGGCCAGAGCUGUUGAGGCAAAACUUCCUUGAGGAGUUCAUCACCCCCAUCGUGAAAGCAAAGCACAAGACUUCAAAUGAGGUUUGUUCCUUCUACUCCAUUCCUGAAUACGACGAGUGGCAAAAGACUGUUGACGUGAGCAGAUACGACAUCAAGUACUACAAAGGUUUGGGUACCUCCACUUCUAAGGAGGCAAAGGCAUACUUUGAAGACAUGGCCAGGCACAAGAUCAAGUUCAAAUAUGGCGGAAAUCAGGACGACAACAGUAUAGCGAUGGCAUUCAGCAAAAAAUUUGCUGACCAGCGCAAAGAGUGGCUCAACAACUGGAUGGAGGAGAACAAACGGAGGCGAGAGAUGGAUUUGCCAGAUGUCUAUCUAUACGAGAAAGAUACCAAGGCUAUCAACUUCAGCGAUUUCGUCAACAAGGAAUUGGUGCUCUUCUCCAAUGCUGACAAUGAACGAUCCAUUCCUAACAUGAUGGAUGGCUUGAAACCUGGACAGAGAAAGGUACUGUUCACCUGCUUGAAGAAAAACUACAAGAAGGAAAUCAAGGUCGCGCAGUUGGCUGGUUCGGUUGCCGAGCUCUCGGCCUAUCACCACGGUGAAGUGUCUCUCAUGUCAACCAUCAUCAACUUGGCCCAAAACUAUGUCGGCUCCAACAACAUCAACCUCCUGAUGCCCAAUGGUCAGUUUGGUACCAGACUUCAGGGAGGCAAGGAUGCCGCCAGCCCCCGUUACAUCUUCACCAUGCUCAACCCCAUCACUAAGGCUGCGUUCAUUGCUCAUGACACACCGCUGCUGACUGAGCAAUUUGAAGACAAUGACAAGAUUGAACCCAUGUGGUAUUGUCCCAUCAUUCCAAUGAUUUUGGUCAAUGGUGCUGACGGCAUUGGCACCGGUUGGAUGACCAAGAUUCCUAACUACAACCCGAGGGAGAUUAUCGACAACAUCAAGAAAAUGAUCCGAGGAGACAAGCCUUCGGUCAUGAUCCCGUGGUACAAGAAUUUCACGGGCCACAUCGAGUCUGUUGGCCAUCAGCGGUAUGUUAUCAAUGGGGAAAUUCGUGUAAUUGACGAAACCACUGUUGAAAUCACUGAACUGCCCAUCGGAACCUGGACGCAGGUGUACAAGGAGUCGGUCUUGGAGCCGAUGCUCCAUGGCACUGAGAAAGAAAAGGAAAAGGAGAAGGCGACAAAGGGGAAAAAGAAGUCUGCCAAUGAUGACGAUGCACCUGAGAAGCCAACUAAAGGAGGACCUGUCAUCACAGACUUCAAAGAGUACAACACAGACACAACUGUAAGGUUUGUCGUCAGCAUGCCUGAAAAGACUUUGGAGAAGCUGGAGCAAGAGGGCUUGCACAAGGCAUUUAAGUUGCAAACGACAACUACAACUACGUCCAUGAUGGCUUUUGACGAGUUGGGUUGCAUGACCAAGUUCAAUCAUGUCAAUGAGAUUCUGGAGCACUUUUUCAAAGUGCGGCUGGAACUGUACAUCAAGAGGAAAGCAUAUCUGCUUGGAAUGCUGCAAGCCGAAGCCAAGAAACUCUCCAACCAGGCUAGGUUCAUUGUGGAAAAAUGUGCUGGAGACAUCACAGUCGAGAACAAAAAGAGGGAGGCGUUGAAGAAUGAGCUGCUGGCCCGAAAGUACGACUCUGAUCCAGUGAAGGCUUGGAAGAAGGAAGUGGCCAAAGAAGAGGACGACGACGAUGAUGAAAAGGACAGGAAAAUCAAGGAUAAUGACCGUAAUGAAGAGGUCGAAGAGGGCAAGGACUUUGACUACAUCUUGGGCAUGAAGCUGUGGUCACUCACGGAGGAGAGAAAGAGGGCUCUCCUUGCUGACAGAGACAAGAAGUUGAAGGAAGUGAAAGAUCUCGAGGCCAAAUCACCAGAGCAGCUAUGGCUUGAUGACCUUGAUAAUCUUCUUGAAGUGAUGGCCACUCAAGAAGCUAAGGAGGGUGAUGACAAGAACUAUGUCAAGAAAGCUGUCAAGGGUGGCCGAAAGGCAUUGCUUGCUGCCGAGACCAUGCCAUCCCCUCAAGGAAGACGCAUUGUGCCUCAAGUUGACACCGAGCUGCGAAAGAAAAUAGAAAAGGCAGUGUCAAUGAGAGAAAAGCAGGUUGCUAAGAAAGGCGUCAAGACUGAGGACAUUGACGAGUUUGAUGCUGAACUUGGUCUCAACAAUAGUCUCUCGUUGCAAGCCGUCAUUAAGAACUCUCCGCAGGAAGUGGAAAAGAAACUCAAUGUCAAAAGAAAAGAGAUGAAGCAGACUAAGUUGAACUUCAAGUCAGCACCCAAAAAGGCAGCUAACAAGGAGUUUGACUCGACUGGGUCUGAGGAUAAUGGAGUUGAUUCCGAUAGUUUCGACGCAGUGCUGAACAGUUCUACUGAGCGCGCCAGGGAGGCUCCCAAAAGGGCAGCUGCUGCCAAGGCCAAGUUCAACUUUGAUAAGGAAGACAGUGACGAAGAAAUGAAAUCAGAUUCUGACUUUGAAGUGAACCAUCAGUUGGGGGAUGAUGCAGCGCCCACAAAACACGCCAUUAAUGUGAGUUCGGAUGAUUCUGACUUUGGCGUUUCCAAGAAGAAGGCAAAAAUCUCAGCAGACUUGGAGUCGUCCGAUGCCUUGUUUGACAAGUUGAUAGGAACUUCCAGUCCUGAAAAAGAGAUCAGGUCGUCUCCAUCGCCACCUCCCAAAAAGGCUGAGCCCAAGAAAGCUCCUCCCAAGAAGAAGAUCGUCAGGCUUGAUGAUUCAGACUCUGAUUUUGACAUGGGUGACGAAAAGCCUGCAAAGAAGAAGCCGGCGCCUAAAAAGAAGGCACCCUCAGACUCUGAAGAGGAAAAGCCAAAAAAGAAAAAGGCACCUCCUAAGAAGAAGAAGCAAUUGGAUUCUGGAUCAGAAUCUGAGGACGAAAAGCCUAAGAAGAAGGCUCCAGCUAAGAAAAAGGUGGCUCGAUCUGAUUCAGACUCUGAUGACGUUUUUGCCUCAAAGCCCAAGAAAGCAGGCAAGAAGAAGGCAAGCAGCGGUGAUGAGUCUGAUCUGUCAAUUGGUGAAUUGGCUCCUAGAGAAAGGGCAGUGGUUGGUGGCAGGUCACGCAAACCUGUCUCGUACAAACUUGAAUCCGACGAUAAUGAUAGUGAUUUUUAAGUGAAAAUCCUCACUUCUCUGCAUUUACAUUAAGAAACUUAUUGUAUUUUAGUAGGUAAUCAUCGAUGUUAAAUUAUUCUCUGUCAAAUUUCAACAAUUCUCAUGUCGCAACUUCUCAUUUGACCAGGAUUUUAAUAAAGAAAUUCACUAAAUAUUUUACUUCUAAUUUGUAU